Molecule: messenger RNA, 2496 nt
Organism: Patiria miniata (bat star)
Lineage: Eukaryota; Metazoa; Echinodermata; Asteroidea; Valvatida; Asterinidae
Product: methionine synthase-like
Exons: 15
Coding region: 187-2460 (757 amino acids)
Biological process (GO): pteridine-containing compound metabolic process
Molecular function (GO): zinc ion binding; methionine synthase activity; cobalamin binding
Source: RefSeq, a predicted model, not a curated record
GUCUUUUAAGCUGGAGUCCAGGUGCACGACUGUAUGAUUGUCAUUGAACUUCUUGCAUAAAAACAAACCGCUGUAGUACACGCGCGCACGGCAUGCACCGGCCAACCUUCGCCUAGUUUGUGUAUAGUUCGAUGUCGGCUCUAGCUCUGUUCUGAACAUUUAGAACUUUGUUCGUCUCUAAUUAAAAUGCCACCAACAGUGUCGGACGAAGAUUGCAGCGCCAGUGUUUCUGGCGUGGCAGCAGCCAUCAGGAAGACACUGGGGGAACGCAUCAUGAUCUUUGAUGGGGGCAUGGGAACCAUGAUCCAGGCCCUGCACCUCGACGAAGACGGCUUCCGUGGGGAGAUGUUCAAGGACCACACCAAGCCCUUGAAGGGAAACAAUGACUUGCUGGUCUUCACUCAGCCCGAUGCCAUCUACAAGAUACACAGGGAUUAUCUGGAGGCUGGGGCAGAUUUUGUGGAAACCAAUACCUUCAGUGGCACCAGGGUCGCGCAAGCCGACUAUGGCGUGGAGCAUCUGACCUAUAGGUUGAAUAAAGUGGCUGCGGAGGUUGCCAAGCGAGCAACUAAGGAUGUGUCGGAGGCUACAGGCGUCCCUCGUUAUGUGGCCGGCGCCAUGGGGCCAACCAACCGAACCCUCUCCAUCUCCCCCUCCGUGGAACAACCAGACUUCAGAAACAUAACGUUUGAUGAACUAGUGGAUGCGUACUCGGAGCAAGCCAGGGGCUUGUUAGACGGCGGGGCCGAUGUUCUCCUGGUUGAAACCAUCUUUGACACACUCAACUCCAAAGCGGCCCUCUACGCCAUACAGCUGCUCUUCGAAAACGAGUACAAGCCAGUUCCAAUAUUUAUUUCAGGCACGAUAGUUGACAAGAGUGGACGGACUCUGUCCGGUCAGACGGGCGAGGCCUUCGUCAUUAGUGUCUCCCACACCAACCCUAUGUGUCUCGGUCUCAACUGUGCCUUAGGCGCGACGGAGAUGAGACCAUUCAUUGAGGCCAUUGGGAUGUGCACGCUGGAGUACGUUAUAUGCUACCCUAAUGCUGGACUGCCGAACACCUUUGGCGACUACGACGAAACCCCGGAGAUGACGUCCAGUCACCUCGCGGCCUUUGCGAGGGAUGGACUAGUGAAUAUCGUCGGCGGUUGCUGUGGGACAACCCCUGCACACAUCAAGGCCAUCGCUGACGCCGUCAGGCCGUACAAACCCAGGGUCCCGCCCACGGAGGUUCAUCCCCACGCACAGCUCUUAUCAGGUCUUGAACCCAUGAUCCUGGGCAAGCACACGCUAUUUGUUAACAUUGGAGAGAGGUGCAAUGUUGCAGGAUCCAGGAAGUUUGCCAAACUGAUCACCAACGGUCAAUAUGAGGAGGCUUUGAGUAUAGCCAAGGCCCAGGUGGAGGCUGGAGCGCAGGUACUAGACAUCAACAUGGACGAGGGCAUGCUGGACGGGGUCAAGGCCAUGACGAAGUUCGUUAACCUCAUCUCGUCAGAGCCGGACAUCUGCAGGGUGCCGCUGUGCAUCGACUCCUCCAAGUUCAAGGUGAUUGAGGCAGGCCUCAAGUGUACCCAGGGCAAGUGCAUCGUCAACAGCAUCAGUCUCAAGGAAGGAGAGGAGGACUUCCUGGAGAAAGCCCAGACCAUCAAGAGGCACGGUGCUGCCGUGGUUAUCAUGGCGUUUGAUGAAGUCGGACAGGCCGUUGAAGUGGACCGGAAACUAGAGAUCUGCUCCCGAUCCUACAAUCUCCUUGUAGAAAAGCUGGGAUUCAACCCCAAUGACAUCAUAUUUGACCCCAACAUCUUGACAAUAGCGACGGGCAUGGAGGAGCACAACGAGUACGGAAUCAACUUCAUCAAGUCCACUGAGCUGAUCAAGAAAAGCCUUCCAGGAUGCCGGAUCAGCGGAGGCCUGUCCAACCUUUCCUUCUCAUUCCGGGGCAAGGAGAAGGUUCGCGAAGCCAUGCACAGCGUUUUCCUCUACCAUGCCAUCAAGGCUGGUAUGGACAUGGGAAUAGUCAAUGCAGGCAAUCUGCCACUGUAUGAUGACAUUGACCCAGCGUUGCUCAGACUCUGCGAGGAUCUGCUCUGGAACAGAGAUCCUGCCUCCACAGACAAGCUCCUGGAAUACGCUCAGGCAUUGGGUAAAGAUGCCAAGAAGGGAGUCGUGGAUGAGAGCUGGAGGAACAACAACGUGGAGGAACGCCUGGAAUACUCGUUAGUCAAGGGCAUUGACAAGUAUGUCGUGGCCGACACGGAGGAAGCCAGACAAAACGCAGAAUUGUACCCACGAACUCUGAAUGUGAUUGAAGGCCCGCUUAUGAAGGUACGCUCUAUCGAUUUCAUAAAACUGAAAUUACAGUUGGGUAUCAGAUAUUUACCUUUUCUUUGUUUUAAUAUUUGUCCGAACAUAUUUUGUGCUGUAAGUGCAAGCCAAGUGCACGUGACAGGUGAAACAUGAUUGUGUAGCGGACCAGACCCACGUCAAUUAACCUUA